CUGCGACCGACGACAACAACAUAAACAACAACAACAUCGCCAAGUGAUUUUUUUUUUUUGGCCAACUCUCCGAGAUUCAAGAUACGAAAGAGACGAAAACGGAGUUUGACGGAUUGCGGAAGAGCGGCCUGACCACCAGACGCGGAAGUAGUAAUCAAAACACAACUCGCCACCAGCCAUGGCCGCGGUGCUGCCGGAGAACGCGGCCGAAAUUGCGGUGGCCAACGCAAUCAAUAACAUCAACGGGAAUAAUGCAAAUGGAAAUGGACGCAAUCGGGUGCUGGCGGGCGGUGGCGGCGUCGGCGGUGGUGGCGGAUUAGGGGGUGGCGGACAGAACAACAUGAUGAACAUGCGGGACCGCCUGUUUCACGCCAUUUACUUUCGGGCGGCGGCUGCCUACGCGGAGCUGGUUCCACGGAAGGUGCAGCUGACCAUCGAGUUCCUGCUUCUGGCCAAGGCGCUACUGUUCUUCUUCACCCUCAUUUACGUACACAAUGCGUUUAUCAAGAACCCUUGCACUUGUCUGCAGGAGGUGCAGAACUGGCCGCGAGAGGGGGUCAUCAGAGUGGAGAUUAUACCACAUCUGGCGGAGAAGCGGGCCAUUUGGCAGGGCAUCAAGCGGGACCAGCACAUUGUGCGCUCCUUAAAGGACUCCUACUACUAUGGCAUAGGCCCACAAACCCACGAGAAUCACAAGCAGCUGAAGCGUUAUGAAUCGAUCCUGGGCAGACUGGGCCUACCCGUUCGCCCCACAUUUGCCUACAGCAACGAAUCGCUGUACUACUACUUUGAUGCCAUCAAUAUACUGGACACCUAUGAUCAUCCCAAUGCCAUACAGCUCAAGAACGAAGAAGAUGAUGAAGAGCAGUACAUUGUGGAGUACUCGCUGGAGUACGGCCAUCUGCGCCUGUCUGCUGCCACGAGAAAGCGCCUGCAGAUCCCAGUGCUCACUGUCCAACUGGAUCCCAAUACGAACAAGUGUUUCGGUGACGGGCUGACGCGCUAUCUGCUGAAGCGAUUGCUCGGUUAUGAUGACUUGCUGAUGGCCUCGGUGAGAGCAAUAGCCGAGAAGGAGGAAAACAAGGGUUAUUUGCGCAAUGUGAUCACCGGCGAGCACUAUCGAUUCGUGUCGAUGUGGUGGGCAGCUUGGAGCAGUUACCCCGUUGCCUUUUGUGUGAUGCUUCUGUUUACCUUUUCGGUAUCUAUGCUGCUUCGUUAUUCGCAUCACCAGAUCUUUGUCUUCAUAGUGGACUUGCUGCAAAUGCUGGAGUACAAUGUGUCCGCCCGGUUCCCUAUAGCUCCUUUGCUUACCGUCAUUCUGGCGCUCGUAGGAAUGGAGGCCAUUAUGUCUGAAUUCUUCAACGACACCACGACGGCCUUCUACAUCAUACUGAUUGUGUGGAUAGCGGAUCAAUACGAUGCCAUAUGUUGCCACACGAGCAUCACCAAGCGUCAUUGGCUCAGGUUCUUCUACCUGUACCACUUCGCGUUCUAUGCGUAUCACUACCGCUUCAGUGGACAGUACAGGACGCUGGCCCUGCUCUCCUCGUACCUCUUCACCCAGCACUCGAUAGUGUUCUUCUUUCAUCGCUACGAGCUGCCAGCCAUCAUGGCCCAGCACCAGGUCUUCAUCAUCACACGCAACCAGGGGGCAGCAGCAGCAGCAGCGGCCGCAGCAGCAGCACGGGGUGGAGUGGCGCCAGGACCGGGUGGAGCAGCAGCCCAGGGGGACCCAGGAGCGGAAGCAGGAGCACCCGUCGUUGGCCAGCAGGCGGCCAUGCAACGUGCCCGCCACAUCGUGACCCGACUCUUCGUCCAACUGGCUGCACAGCGUCGGCAGCAGCGAUUGCAACAGCAACAGCAACAGCAGCAGCAGCAGCCGGAGCCACAGCGGGCACCUGGACCCACUUACGCCGUCGGCGUGGCCUUGGCUAACCUUAGACGACUACCCGUGGUGGGACAGUGGCUGCAGGGCCGCGAGCAAUUCGCCACCGUGCGUCGCGUCUUCCUGGGACACGGCGGCAACGGGCGUCUGAUGCAAGUUCACCUGCAGCGCAUCAACGUGGCCGACAUGCAAGAUAUCCAGGGCUUGCGCAAUCAAAUAACUGCAGCCAUUGCGGCAGCAGGAACCCGAGGAGUACCACCAGGAGCAGGCCAGCGGGCAGAGGGUACGUCUGAUGAACCGAGCGUUGCCACCGGCGAUGCCACAACAGCAGCAGCCGGAGCAGCAGCAGGAUCAUCGCCAGUAGCUGGAAUUGCAGCAGCAGGAGCAGCAGAUGUCGAAACAAAUCAGGGACGCAAGCAGCCGACAACAGGAGGAGCAGCACCGGGCAUAAAUGAUGCAGCAGCAGGCGAAGCAGCAAGGGGAGCGGAAGCAGCUCAGGACAAGCCCGGUCGGGAGCUGGAGAUGGAGACGGAGAUGGAGCUAGAGCUCAAGGUGGAGCCAAAGAAGGAGCUCCAGCCGCCGGAUGGGGAAAGCGAGGCUGGCGUGUCCAAGACGCUGGAAAAUCUAAAUUCCGUUGCGGCGGAUAUUAUAAAUAUGUCGGAUAAAACUACGGGUGCACCAGCAGGGGCAGUGGCCCCCCAUCAGACCCUGAUCCACACCCACGCCGAUGUCCAUGUCCAUCAUGGCCAGCCAAAGGCGAGGCAAUUAGAAAAUAAUUUGCCAGAGUUGCUGAAAGCAUCAUCAGGUGAAAAGCAAAGCUGCCCACUGCCACAGCCAGCGCACAGCAUUAUUAUGAAUGACCAGCAGCAGCAGCAGCGGCAGCAGAAAAACAAACAGGACGAGGCCGAGGACGAGGACGAGAACGCGACAGCGGCAACAACAUCAGCAGCUGCCAUGUCAAAACAAUCCUCGAAGCCCGGAGCAGCAGAGGUAGGAGCAAUAGCUACUGCUACAGCCGGGCCAAUGAUGGAUGACAGGCAAACAGUUGAUUUUAUAGAAGGCGACAGCCCAACGUCGGCAGUAAAUUGCCAACUCAAUGUUGGCACAAACCACAAGGCCCAGGAGCAGGGGCAGCAGCAACAGGAGCAGCAGCUAAUGAAAACUUCACAACAUACAUCAAGCCAAGUGACAACAGCAGCAGCAGCAGCAGCAACAGCAACAGCAGCAGCAACACUAGCACCAGCAGCAGCAGCAGCAGCAAAAACGGCAACAGAAUAAGCCAGGCAUUAGUGGCAAGGCUCCCGACCCGAAAAAAAAGAGAAAAAUACCAAUCCAAAACCCAAACCCAGCACCCAUGGAAUCCCGAAAAAAAGCAAGCAAAAAGCCACAAAGCAAGAUGUUAUACAUAAAGGAGCUAGUAAAUUUUUAGAUAAUUUGUCUGGUGUACUUAUGUCCGGAGAUCAGCUACAGCUCGACGCACCGCCCAGGUCAGAAUGUGUGUGUGUUUGUGGAUGGAUGGAUGGAUGGGAUUGGGGGAAUGCAUGGACGAAUGGAUGGAUGGAUGGAUGUAUGGAUGGGCGAUGAGGGGCGACGUGUGAUGAGAACGUGCUGUGAGCUCGGACUGAAUCGAGAAACGAGGAGACGUGAAAGAGCGUAGUUGACCUGCUUGCACUAGCAGGCAAAGUCAGGAUAUAUAUUAAUAAUAAUAAUGUUGCUCGCCUUUUUAAUUAGCCAAAUACGUGAGAAGCCGCAACACAUGUACGGAUACGGAUACACAAACAUGCACACCGCAAGCUAGUCGCUUUUUAAACUUAACUUCACUUUUUUUUGCCUACCAUAUUUUGUUUGCCUUUCGGUUUUUGUUUUCCU
This is a messenger RNA of Drosophila serrata, 3754 nucleotides long. RefSeq lists its product as uncharacterized. The record is from RefSeq and is a predicted model, not a curated record. Gene Ontology annotation, cellular component: endoplasmic reticulum. Lineage: Eukaryota; Metazoa; Arthropoda; Insecta; Diptera; Drosophilidae. Gene Ontology annotation, biological process: positive regulation of ERAD pathway; response to endoplasmic reticulum stress.